UUUCUGGGUUUUAUGGUUUUGUUCUUCUGUUGUUGAAGCAAGAAGGGGUAGGGGAAGUCAUGGCUGAGAAUAAUCCGAUAAUGGGAGAAAAAGAUUACAUUUUGUUGAAGGAUUUCAAAGUUGAAACUGAAGUUGAUGAAGAAAAUGGUUUUAUUUUAUGUUUCUGGGUUUACAUUUUCGACUACAAAGCAUUCCCUUCCACCAUUAUUAAACAGGUAUUUGCAGAGACUAACAGCAGCUCUCCUUUACUUGUUCUCAAUGAAAAGACAUUGAUGCUUUUACCUUUGACUUGCCUGCACAAUGACGCUCCUGGUCCUGGAAACACCGAUUUACCUUCAGAAGUUCCGAAAGUGACCGCAGAGAUUCAACACCCUCAACAUAAAUGGAUACAUGUUGGAUACGAGGUCACUUCUGAUUUUGUGCGGCUUUACGUUAAUGGGGAGCUUGCAGGAGAGCUACUUCUCUCUUCCUUGUUAAACCAAGAUUUCAUACCCAAUGGUUCGAGGAGAACAUUAAUUGGUGUUAGUGGUGACAGUAACUUGCGGGGUUUUAUCCAUGAUGCAAAUGUCUUUCCUUCAACGUUGGCCAUAAAGGACCAAUACGUUAAGGAUCCACCUCUAAGAUUGUCAAUCGACGAGUCUUCUAUCUCUGAUAUUGAAGAAGACAAUGGUUUUUGGAAUAUUGUUGGUGGGAAGGCAUCUUGUCGCAGGAUCUUUUCCUUGGAUGUUGCUCUAUUAAAUGCCUUUGGCCAGCCAGUUAACAACGAACUAGAGGUCGUCGCAUCACUCUUGUAUGCUCAUAAUCGGUUACCUGUUGAGAAGACGAAUGAUGAAGAGCCUCCUCUUCUAGUUAGCUGUGAUGGAAUUGAAUUUGCCUCUUCUGAUCGACCUAGUAAACUAUCAAAGGGGCGGGCAUCCUUUAAGCUGAAGAUCUCCAAGCUCUCGUCCAAGUGUGAUAAUAGGCAGUUCUGCAUCAAGUUCGGGAUAUCAAAGCUUGAGGGCUAUCGUUUCCUUGAGGACUUCUCCCCUUCAAUUCGUUGCAUCUCUCGGAAUCGUACCCCAAGGACAUCAACUAUUAUUUGGAAAAAAAUCUCUGCAGUCCAUCCGGUUAAUGGAUCUCAAACCGUAGGCCUAGAUUAUAUUUCUUGUGAACCUAAGCACAAUACUGUUCAUGAAGCAAAACUCAGUCCAACAUCGAAGAGGGUUAGAUUGGGAGAGGCAAAAAUUUCUAAAAUAGACCAACACAGAGAAGAAUACAACUCUAUUGCUUCAAAGCACAAUCGGGUCGAGAAUGGUUUUGGGUCAAGAUUGGAGGCAAGGCCUGAGAAUUUUGAAGAAGUGAACACUUCCCAAUCUGAUUCAGAGAGCACCGGGGUCCAGGAUCCAGCUUUAAAUAGUGUGUCAAGUAGGGGGCAUUCAAUAUCGGAUGUAACAACUUUUAGGUACUGCCUGGGGGGCUUGACGGAUAGGUCCAUUUUACUCAAGGAAAUUGCCACAACCAUUUCAGAUGACGAAAUUUCGGGCUUUGCAGACCAGGUUUCCGUCUACUCUGGAUGUUCUCAUCAUAGGCAUCAAAUAAAAAUGGCAAAGAGAUUGAUAGAUGAGGGGACAAUAGCCUGGAAUUCGAUAUCACAAAGCAACCUUCAAGUUCAAUGGGAGAGUGCAGUUUUCGAGAUUGAAGAGCAAUUCAUGAAGAUUGCUUGCUGCACGACUAGAUCACUUUCCCAACAGGACUUUGAGCUUCUACGGAAAAUUGCCGGAUGCCAAGAUUACAUGGCCCAAGAAAACUUUGAGAAGAUGUGGUGCUGGUUAUACCCUGUAGCUUUAACAUUAUCGAGUGACUGGAUAAAGGCAAUGUGGAAUUCUACAUCGCCAAAGUGGAUAGAAGGAUUUAUAACGAAGGAAGAAGCUGAACUCUCACUUCAAGGUCCGAGAGGCCUGCAAGAGCCUGGGACAUUUAUACUUAGGUUUCCUACUUCAAGGAGUUGGCCCCACCCAGAUGCCGGCAGCUUAGUUGUGACAUAUGUCGGCAGUGAUUACGCUCUUCACCACCGGCUGCUUUCCCUCGAUAAUGUAUAUAGCUCCGGAAUACGGGAAAUGAAUGUCAAAGUAAAACCGUUGCAAGAUAUGCUAUUUGAAGAACCCGAGCUCACUCGACUAGGAAGUAUAAUGAGACGCCAUUGACCUUUGUUCGGGUGUAGUAUUGCAUUACAUGUUUGGUUUGUGGUGACCGACCAUUCAUAUUUUUCGCUGUGGUUACCAUGUUGCUGGUUUAGGUUUGAUCGAGUCUCUCCUUUCCUUUUAUC
Hibiscus syriacus is the source of this 2305-nucleotide messenger RNA. Its product is annotated as SH2 domain-containing protein A-like. Gene Ontology annotation, molecular function: DNA-binding transcription factor activity, RNA polymerase II-specific; RNA polymerase II cis-regulatory region sequence-specific DNA binding. Lineage: Eukaryota; Viridiplantae; Streptophyta; Magnoliopsida; Malvales; Malvaceae. Gene Ontology annotation, biological process: signal transduction; regulation of transcription by RNA polymerase II. Bases 60 to 2183 code for a protein of 707 amino acids. The transcript is spliced from 12 exons. The record is from RefSeq and is a predicted model, not a curated record.